Molecule: messenger RNA, 840 nt
Organism: Knipowitschia caucasica
Lineage: Eukaryota; Metazoa; Chordata; Actinopteri; Gobiiformes; Gobiidae
Source: the annotation of a GenBank genome assembly
AUGUUCCACAUGGUGCAGACGGAGGAGAGAGUAACACAGGUGCAGACGGGGGGGAGAGAGUACACAGGUGCAGACGGGGGAGAGAUACACAGGUGCAGACGGGGGAGAGAGUACACAGGUGCGAGACGGAGGAGAGAUAGAUACAAGGUGCAGACCGGAGGAGGAGAGGUUGUCAGGAGGAGAGAGUCCACAGGCAGACGGAGGAGAAGGAGAGUGUACACAGGUGCAGGACGGGGAGAGAGUACACUGGUGGCAGACAGGGGGAGAGAGUACACCAGGUGCAGAGGGAGGAGAGGAGAGUACACAGGUGCAGGAACGGAGGAGAGGUACACAGGGUUGCAGACGGAGGACGAGAGGCUCAGGAGGAGAGAGUAUGUCCACAGGGCUGAGACGGAGGACGAGAGUACACAGGUGCAGGACGGGGGAGUGAGAGUCACAGGUGCAGACGGGGUGAGAGUGUACACAGGUGCAGGACGCGGGGGAGACGAGUACACAGUGCGCGGAGGAGAGAGUACACAGGUGCAGACGGAGGAGAGAGGAGAGAGGUGUCAGGGAGGGAGAAGAGGUCCUACAGGUUGGCAGACGGAGGAGGAGUUACACAGGCUGCAGACGGGGGAGAGAGUACACAGGUGCAGGACGGGCGGAGAGAGUACACAGUGUGCAAGGACGGGGGAGAGAGUACACAGGUGCAGACGGAGGACGGAGAGUACUACAGGUUGCAGACGGAGGAGUGAGGUGUCAGGUGGAGAGAGUCCACAGCGUGCUGACGGUCGGAGGAGAGUACAAGGUGCAGACGGGGGGAGAGAGUACAUAGUGCAGACGGGGGAGAGACGAGAGUAA